Molecule: messenger RNA, 7105 nt
Organism: Aplysia californica (California sea hare)
Lineage: Eukaryota; Metazoa; Mollusca; Gastropoda; Aplysiida; Aplysiidae
Product: voltage-dependent L-type calcium channel subunit beta-1
Exons: 13
Coding region: 906-2675 (589 amino acids)
Biological process (GO): chemical synaptic transmission; regulation of voltage-gated calcium channel activity; neuromuscular junction development
Cellular component (GO): voltage-gated calcium channel complex
Molecular function (GO): protein binding; high voltage-gated calcium channel activity
Source: RefSeq, a predicted model, not a curated record
AGGCCUGGCCUAGGCUAGGCUAGCAGUCUGCCGGCGGCGCACACCACCACUCACCUUUCCCCUCCCGUCACGAGCGUUCCAGCAGCUUCAGACUCACAGCCGUGCGUGCGUGAGUGCGUGCCUGCGUGCGUGCGCUCAGUCAGUCGGGGGGUGUGCUGCUGUAUCCGAGGAUAAUGUGUUGUUGUUCUCAUGUGUAGAGCAAGAGCUAGCUGCUGGUUUCCGAUAGUAGACGAGAGCCGACGUCGUAGUCAUAGGGACCGGGCAGCCGAGCCUUUGACUCGCGUCCACGGGAAUUAAGUACAUACACCCGGAGAGUGAGUAAAAACGGGAGACACUUUCUACAUGACUGAAGUGUGUACGUUUCAACGAAACCCCAGAGGACGUGUGUGUAAAUCGAAGUCAGCUUAAGAAGGCAGCUGACAGCAAUACUUCCUGACAGGUGUUCAGCCAACCCACCUGGUUUGUCAUGGAAGCUUCCGGACUCUUCUACUUGUUUUUGAGUUCUUAACACGUUGCCGGAAAGUGGACUUUGAAUAGAAAGGUGUUUUAAUGUAAUUUGUUCAAGUUAAAACACUGAUCAUAAACUGUGGUUUGAUAUCUUACCUCUUUUCGUGGAAAGUAAAAUUGGUGAAUUUCUUUGAGGAAUGGUGCUUUGCAUUGCACACUGUGUGGAACCUCGUGAGUUCUUCAGACAGACAUGGGAUGAGCUUCAAGCUGAAGCAGUGAAUUUUCCUGAUUAUUGUUGACUGUUCACUCUACAUGGAACCCGAACUUUGGACUUCAUUGCUUUUUCCACCAUCAAUAAUUUCUGUUCGGAACAUCUUUGUGACUGAAACCCAAACCCGCAGCGAUUGCCCCUCGGUGGUGUGUAGCUCUCUCAGUCGCCUGGGAACUGUUCUAGUGACAUGCGCAUCAAAACAGAAGGUGUCCAUGGGAUUCCCGGCAGCAUGGAGAACAGUAGCCCCGUGAUGCACGAGACGCUCCCCCAGGGCAGGAUGGGACGCCUCAGGAAGGAGGCUACCUCGGGCCUCAGCGACAUCGACUCCUUGGGUUCUGCAGAUUCCAAUUAUAGCCAACCGUCCUCGGACAUCUCUUUAGAUGAAGAGAAGGAGGCGUUGCGGAGAGAGACUGAGAGGCAGGCCCUCACUCAGCUAGAAAAAGCCAAGACAAAGCCGGUAGCUUUUGCGGUGCGGACAAAUGUCUCCUAUGAUGGCUCCGUGGAUGAUGACUCACCGGUACACGGCUAUGCAGUAUCUUUUGGGGUCAGAGAUUACUUACACAUAAAAGAGAAAUUCAACAACGACUGGUGGAUAGGGCGCCUGGUGAAAGAGGGCUGUGAUGUCAAGUUCAUUCCCAGCCCAGCAAAACUUGAAAACCUCAAGACUCAGUCUGGUGGGGGUGGUCGCCAGGGCAAGCUCUACACUAGCAAAACAAAUUCAUCUUCCAAUAUCGACAACCUCUUGAAUUCUUCUAAACCAUCCAAUUCAAGGGGUUCCACACCUCCCACUCCUGCAGGCAUCGAGGAGACUCAGAAUGGUGUGGACAGCAAUGUGGGUGAGGACAGCGACAGUUUGGGCAACUCCAAGUCCAGCAAAGCUAGCAUCACGCCGCCCGCCAAGGAGAAACGAAAGCCUUUCUUCAAGAAGUCUGAAAGCACCCCUCCUUAUGAAGUUGUGCCUUCCAUGCGCCCGGUUGUCCUGAUUGGCCCAUCCCUCAAAGGUUAUGAGGUCACAGAUAUGAUGCAGAAGGCUCUCUUUGACUUUCUCAAGCGCAGGUUUGAAGGCCGAAUAAUAAUCACUCGAGUAGCUGCUGAUAUCUCCCUGGCCAAGCGUUCCUUGCUCAACAAUCCCAGCAAGAGAGCGAUCAUGGAGAGAACCAACCCACGGGCAUCUGGCUUAGCGGAGGUCCAGGCAGAGAUUGAGCGUAUCUUUGAGCUGGCCCGUGCCCUGCAGCUGGUGGUAUUAGACUGUGAUACAAUCAACCAUCCCUCACAGCUGGCCAAGACUUCGCUGGCUCCCAUCGUGGCCUAUGUGAAGAUUUCCUCACCAAAGGUGUUGCAGCGUUUGAUAAAGUCACGGGGCAAGUCUCAGUCUCGCAACAUGAAUGUCCAGCUGGUGGCUGCAGACAAACUGGCACAGUGUGCACCGGAAAUGUUUGAUGUGAUCUUGGAUGAGAAUCAGCUGGAAGACGCGUGUGAGCACCUGGCCGAGUUCCUGGAGGCCUACUGGCGGGCCACGCAUCCCCCCAACAUGAUGCCUCCCUCGCCCCACGCUCAGCACAGGCCGGGAGGCUCCGGCAUGGCCCUCAACCGCCACAACACACUGCCCGCCGGACACAUGUCACACAGCCGCUCAGGCAGUUUGGAGCGCGUCCACUCCCCGGACAGUGACCGUCACCACCAAGCGCGGGAGCACCACCACUCCUCGCACCACCACCACCACCACCACCACCACGACCGGCAGGCGGGAGGCGGCGGGGGCCGUCACCACGACGACGACGAUGACUACGACAGCGACCGUCAGCGCGGGGGUGGCGGGGAGCACCGGUCGGGGGACAGUGACCACCACCACUCCUCCCACCACCACCACCACCCCCACCACCACGCCUCCCCGCGGGGAGGUGGGGGAUCCUCCUCCUCCAAAUACCCUGUCCGCCACGGCAGUAUAGACAUAUAGCACCACCAGCGAGGGAUACAUUAUGCCACUCGCGUCACGUGACAGCGUACACCCCACUCCACCCUUCUGCUCCGAGUUACGGGGGGGGGGAGGGGGAGAUACAAACAAAGACCCCUUCCUGUCACAUUUUAGUGUGUAACCUGCCAUUUGUGAUGAGGGGGGUAGUACAACUGGGUUGCCUGUGACCGCCUGCAGUCUCCCCCCUCCCCCCCUCUCCCCCUUUAAAUGAUGCCUCCUUUCCUCUAGUGCCGGCCUGAACCUAAUAUUUCCCCACGUGUCUUCUCUCCCUGAAUUCAUGGAGAGAACUUUGCACAUGUGAGCAGCACUGGACCCCCGCAGCUCAACGUGAAUCAAAGAGGGAAGGAAGAAUCCUACAUAUAUUUGAUUCAGAUUCUUCAAUUUUGUUUAUGGUGGUCUUUAAUUAUUAUUUUUUUGUUUUAAUAAUGGACUGCAACAGAGGGAGUCAGAGCCGAAUAAAUGUGCGUUUCUGGAGGAAGCCGUGGAAAGGACAACAGCUCUGACUGACAAUUGGGGGGCUCUUGGAAAGGGCAAGAAGAAGCAACGUACACAAGUUAUUUCCUACUGGAUUAUUGUUGACACCCAGCAUGUCGUCGUUGCAUAUUUCAAGGUUUUCAGAUUGAUUUAUUCCAAAGUGGAUGGGGUAUUUUUUUUCGGGGGUGGGGCUUUUUUUGUGUGAAUGUGCUCUUGCACCUGGGAAUCCACUUUGCCCCCCCUCCCUCGUCUUUUUCUUUUUUUUCUUUUCUGCCUCUUUCGUAUUUAUACAACUUGAGCUUUUGAAAGCGAAUGUGCUGCUUUUGAUCAAAAUGGCGAUUUCUUAUGUGAAGGAAUGGAUCACUGUUACAAUCCCAGGAGAUUUGAUAUGCAUUAUUGCGCCUUACAUUUGCCAGCACUGCAGACUCGUCAUUUCACCGUCAGAAAGAGUUCUGGAGGCUGUUUCUUUGUUUGUGCGUGUAACUCGGUGUAUAAGCAUGUGUUUGUUGUAUUGCAGGAUAUAAAACCCCGUUGAGAUGUCUUGCUUUGGCAUGCAAUGUAAAUGUAUGUGAGUGUGUGUGUGUUUGUCAGAGCAGCAAGAUGUACAGCCCAUAUGAAGUAUCAUGUCUUGUGAAUCUGGUUCUCGUGAAGCUAUGGGGGAGUAAUUUGUUGUGAUUAUUGCCAGGUUGUGGGUGGUUUUCUUAUGAGGGUUGUUUCUUUUUAGGUAGGGGGGGGGGGAUACUUGCUUGGAUGGAGAACCAAAAAUCUGGUCAACAUUUCUAGUCAGUGUUGUCAUUUUGUAUUGCUUUCUGCAAGGUUUUGAGUUGAGAUUUUUUUUUUCUUCUCCUAAUGGACCUUUUGCUCUUUCUGAUGGUCUUUUUGGCCGAUUCAUGACAAUAUAUAUAUACAUACUCUGCUGUGGAAAGAUCAGAUCUGAUUUUGUGAAUGAAUCUCACAAUCUCUACCAUGGAGUGGGAGAAUCUGAUCUGUUUAAUGAAUCUCCCUGCUCACGAGUAAUGUUGAAGUCUCCUGAGUACAAGUAUGCGUGUGUCUUUUGGUCUUUGGAAACUGUCAUAGCAGGGUUUUUUUUAUAUUCAGGUGUAUUCUGUAAACGUAUAGCUUUAGCUUUUCCCUAUGCCAUUACAUCAGAGGUGCAAAAACGUAUGAUCUUCCCAAUAGCACUAUUUUUAAAAUUUAAGGUUGGUCUUUUCCUGCCAAGGUGUGAAGCAGUUAAAGAGGAAUGAUAUAAAGAACACAGGAAAGAAAGUUAUGCUAUAAAUCAUAUUUUUUGUGACGGGUGUUGGAAAGAAAAGCAUCAGACAUUCUUCAAAUGUUUUAACUUAUUUAAGUUAUAAGAUGAUGUUGUUCCCGGGCCUCCUAAAUGAACUAAAUUAUUUUCAAUGACGGAAGCUAAACAUUUCCACUAUAUAAAUAGUAAGCAGAUGGACUUGUACUGUUCUUUUUGGCUUCACUUUCAUGUGACACAUACCUUAAUAAUUUUCAAAGUUGGCCAUGUACAAGUUGUGUAACUUGUUUAAUGUUCAGGCACACUUUAACCCCUCCUCAUAUGUAUAUGUAUCUGAAAAAUCGUGUGUAAGAUUUCAGUAUUGGGGUAUAAUACCCCAGAGAACAGACAUCCAGACUACUUCUGUAUUGGGGUAUAGUGCCCCAGAGAAGAGACAUCCAGAUGUGAGCCCUCGUCCUGCCAGACCUGUUUGUUCAUUUCUCUACUGUGCAAUAUUCAGCAGCUUGCUGCUUUGUUUUGUUUGGGCAACCUUCAGUACUAAUGUUCCCAUAUAUAAACACAUCGAGUGCAAUAUUAUUGAUUUUCCAAGUGGUGCAUUUUAUGCUUGAUCUGUAGGCUGUCUUUUGUUGUGUUCGCCAUUGUCGUUUGGCUGAAUUUGAGAUUGUAUUCACAGCAAGUAGUCUCAGCACUGAUCUCUUGGUCCCUACCUUCAGUGAUAUAUUAUAUUUAUUUUGACCAUGUUUUACAGAUAUUUAGCUUGUUUGGCUAAUAAUAGUGUGAGGAGUUAUCCCGUGCCCUCAUACUCAUCUGAUAUUUUGAUUUAGAAGUACAAAGAGUGUGCUUGUCUCAGGUAGUGUUUUUUUCUUCAGUAAUCCACAGGCAUGUUGUGUACAUUUCCCCCCGCUCACAAGUAAUGCGGGCAUUACUUGUUCUAUUUUGCGUGCCCCCUAGUCAGCUCCCUUUGAGUUUUGUUUUUGUUGUGUACAUUUUGGUUUUGAGUGAUAAAGAGUUUCUGUAUUUGAUUUUGUUGUUCCCUGAGUAUGAUCUUUUCUUUUGCGUUGUGAUUUUUUUGUUGUUGGUGCCAGCUACUUUUCCUUUUUAGCGGAGAUGUUAGCUUGAAGGGUCACUGAUAUCCUGGCUUUUACUCAUUAGUUUCUUUCCAAGGAGAGCGUUGUUGUUUUUUUGUAGACGAUUUUCUCUUUACAAGACAAUCCUGUCUAGUCAUAAUCAACUCCCUGUUUAACGGCAUUGUCAAGUGAAGCCAGUCUACCAAAGCCGAAGGAUUGGUUUUCCUCUGGUAAAUGUUAAUGACGAAAGUAAUGUACUAAGAUUUUGGAUAUUCAGAAUCUGUUUAUUUAUCAGUAUAACGCUCCCACUUUUUUGUCACAGUAGGUGUAGAAUAUUGGUCAAGUGUUGCUAAGGUUUUUACAUUUCCCAUUGACCUUUGAAUUUUCCUUUGCUGUCGGUUCAUUACACUGUCGGUUGUCUAGUGCUGAGACUUUUUCUGUUCUAGUCAGCUGGAUUGUCAUUUAUUUUCCUUAUUUUUAAUGUGGCAUUUUGAAAGUAAAUUCCACCACCAUCUUGUAUGGGCUCAUUGACCUGUGUGCCACAGUGCUGGCCCCUCAGUCCCCUCCUCUUCAAGCGGUCAUCGCCUUCUCCCCUUGCUUCCCUCUUGCUCUUUGUAGGUCCACAAACAUCUGAGGUAAAACAUGUGUUUUUUUGUGAGAGUACAAGGGUGACUGUUUCAUAUCUGCUCCAUCUUUUAUAUGUGGCCUUCCCAAACACUUUUUAUUAUAUUGUAGGAUUUUUGUUGUAACUUUACCUUUCAGGAACUCUUUCUUUUCUAAAUUUAAGAGGACUUUGUAGAUUGAAGAGAUGGGUGGAUAUGAACAUAAUUCUAUUUUCAAGUAUUUAGAAGAGAUUUUUUUUAGACUGUCUGCUUCCACAAGAUUAGAAUCUAUGGGUUUGAACAUUUUUAUUUUUUCCUAACAUCUCAUCAACGAGUGUCAAAAGUUAUUUCAGGUUUGUAGUUGAAAAGGUUUAUUUUUCAAAUGAAUAGCAGGGAAUGUUUCUGUAAGUUAUAGCUCUGAUGUCUUUACAACUUGCCUGGGAACCUCCAGUUUUCUUGCAUUGUGGAGGGAAAAAACUGUAAUGGUUCUUCAACAUGCUGCACCUCACUGUCCAUACCCGUUUUGAGUAUGUGGUGUUCCCAGUUAAAUUUAACGAACUAUUUGGAGGUUACACUUUUAAGGUGUUGCUAAAGCGCAGAAAUGUAACUGACUCUCAAGCGCAGAAGUAAAUAUUAUAUAGUCAAACUGUUGGGUUUUUUGGUUGUUGUUGUUUUGUUUUUUUUAUUCAUUUUUGAAGCUCAUAGAUCUUUUGUACCUGGAUGAGUGCAAGAAUAAGAUCUCUGGGAAUUGUCAUGUUAGACCAGAUGCUCAUUUACUGAUACUUUUCUGUACAUACACAUUGGAAGGGAGUAGGACUGACUGCCAUUUGAUUUUCUGGCGCCAAGUUUUAAUUUGCUCUGAAGUGUAUUCUUUGCUUUAUAUGAAACGGGUAAUAUGUCAUAGCUCAGCUUAAGCUUAAGACGACUGUUGCUUUUCCUGAGGGGGACGGGGGGAGGAAGAUGAUGGUAGGUGAGAGUAGAUUUGAAAAGGAAAUGUGGAAACUGGUGAAGGAAAAAAAUAAA